AAAACUUUACAACUCGGAGGUACGAGUGUAGAAAUGACGAGUGUGUGUCAGACACGUGUUGUACUAAUGAGUGUGUUAGUGUUUGUGCUGGUGUGUGUGUUUGAUCGGACACUCUCCAGGAGACACACACUCAACAGGAGGACAGAUCGCCUGAGUGCACCUUCUGGUUUGGAACUGCAGACAGUAAACUGCACAGCAAUCAGAAUUCAAUGGAAAAUCCCACACAGACACAAGACCAUCACUGGAUACAGGGUGUUCUAUGCGGAGAUGAGAGACGGUCAUUCCACUAGUCCCACUAUGACCCUGGAUGUGCCUUUGAGUGCACACACACUGCUCACUAGGCGGUUUGCUGGACAGUCGAGUUUAGACGUGGUGAUUGGAGGGCUGGAUGUUGGGACUCAGUACACUGUCAGUGUGGCUGCAUAUGAUGGAGCAGCAUGGGGACGUCCCAGCAUGCCAAGGGGAGUCUGUACCUCCUCCCAGGACGUGUGUAUGCCUCCCUCCCCUCCCUCCCAGGCUGCAGUGGUUGCCUUGUCAGACACAGAAUUAGCGUUGUCAUGGCAACUGGGCGAAAGUCAGGGCAGCUCACCUGUGCGUUACUUCCUGGUUGCGUACAUCAGGCCAGAGAUGGAUUCAGACUGGACGAUCAUCCGCGAGCCGGUGGAGUCAAACUCGAUGGUGCUAAAGGGUCUGAUUCCCCAAACAAAGUACCAGUUUAUCAUCAGAUCUGUAAACCAGCACGGUGUCAGUCCACCCAGUCCAGCCAACCCUCCCACCAGCACCCUGGGUCCAGGUGAAGUUGGUAGUGGUGAUCAGGAUCUCUACACUGAUGAUGCAGGGUUUGGUGUUGACUCAGAUGAUGAUGAUGAUGUGUUUAUAGAUGAGCUGGUGUCGGUUCCUGCGAUAAAGAACCUUCGCUCUGAACUCCGACCACCGAGCGUCGCUUCUGCUGAUGGACACGUCAUUUACAGAAAUACAAUAUUUCAGAACACACCUCUCCUCAACAACACCCCUCAGAACACACUUCAGUACGGUUACAUGGCAGGCGUUCGGACAUUAACCACCUCCACUGCUGCACCGAGCACACGCCCCACCCUGCCUACAACAGCACCUCGUACCGCUAGCAGCUCUAUACCCACUCCCUGGUCAGGGGCGGAGCCUCGUGUGUACUCUGUGCCAUGUGAUGACUCAGGGUGCCCCCCCAACAGCUUCUGCAGUAACGACUACCAAAGAGGGGGAUCACGAUGUCACUGCAACCUCGGUUACCAUGGAAACCUCUGCUCUGAAGGUGUGUCAAUCCGGUUCCCGAGGUUUUAUGGAUUUUCUCACAUGACAUUUGAGCCCCUGAAGAACUCGUACCAGAGUUUCAUCAUCACCAUGGAGUUCAAGGCGGACUCUGAGGAUGGUCUGUUGUUGUACUGUGGAGAGAAUGAACACGGUCGAGGGGAUUUUAUGUCUCUCUCUCUGGUGCACAGGAAACUUUACUACAGGUUUGACUGUGGCACCGGAGCAGGGCAGAUUGUGAGUGACAGCUCUGUUGUGAUUGGUCAGUGGCACACAGUCACUUUGUUUAGAGACGGAGUUAAUGGCUGGCUUCGGCUCGACAACAACAACCCUGUGUCUGGAAGCUCACUGGGUCACUACAGUAAAAUAACGUUCCGCACUCCUCUGUUUCUGGGCGGAGCUCCCAGUGUUUAUUGGCUCAUGAAGGCAGUGGGAACCAAUCAUAGCUUUCAUGGGUGUGUCCAGAGACUGUCAAUCAAUGGCAGGACAACUGAGCUCAGACCCUGGCCUCAGGGACACGCCCUCAGUGGAGCGGACAUUGGUGAGUGCAGUACCAGUGUGUGUGAAGAUGUGGUGUGUAAGCACGGUGGAGUGUGUUACCCUACGCGUGCAGACAGUUACAUCUGCCUCUGUCCUCUGGGAUACAGAGGAGUUUACUGCGAGGAGAGCUUCGUGGUGUCUCUGCCCCGCUUCAGUGAGAGUGUGCGGUCAUACACCAGCGCCCCCUGGCCUCAGCACACACACUCGUACCUGUCCUUCAUGGAGUUCCACAUCACCUUCAAACCCACCAGUCAGGAUGGGACUCUCCUCUACAGCCACGACCAGUACAGCCAGGACUUCCUGUCCAUCAUCCUGGUGCAUGGAGCUGUGGAAUUCCGCUUCGACUGUGGCUCUGGAGCUGCCGUCAUCAGAAAUGCACAGCCUGUCAGUAUGAACAUGUGGCACGACCUAAGAGUGUCUCGUACGGCUAAAAGUGGAAUUCUGCAGGUGGACAACCAGCAGCCAGUAGAGGGCAGUGCUGAGGGUGCAUUUACUCAGAUUAAAUGCAGUUCUUCUCUCUACAUCGGCGGAGUUCCUGAUUAUGAUUCCACUAAACCCAGUGCAGGAGUGAUCAGACCAUUCAGUGGAGACAUUCAGAGCAUCACGCUGAAUGACAGAGCUGUUGCUAUGGUGACGAGUCACGCGCUGGGUGUCAACGUAAUGAACACGCCCCAUCCAUGUGUGGAGAACCCUUGUGCUAAUGGUGGAACAUGCAGACCCAAUAGAGACCUGUAUGAGUGUGACUGUCCACUGGGGUAUGAUGGAGCACACUGCCAGAAAGAAUGUGGAAACUACUGCUUUAACUUUGCGACUGAAGCGAUUGAAAUUCCUCAGUUCACAGGCCGGAGUUAUCUCACAUACGAUAAUCAAGAGAUACUCAAGCGGCUAUCUGGGUCUAGGACAAGUGUGUUCCUGCGCUUUAAGAGCUUGUCUAAAGACGGACUGUUACUGUGGAGAGGAGCGAACCCGGGCCAAGCUCACACUGACUAUCUGUCUGUAGGCCUGAAGAAUGGAACACUGGUCUUCAGUUUUGACCUGGGCAGUGGAGCUGUGUCUGUGAUGGUUGAUGGAACCUUCAGUGAUGGAAAGUGGCACAGAAUGAAAGCAGUCCGGGACGGACAGAAUGGGAAGCUGACUGUGGAUGAUUAUGAAACUGAGACAGGACGAUCACCUGGCAAGAUGAGACAACUCAACAUCAACGGUGAACUUUACAUAGGUGGGAUGAAGGAGAUCGCUCUUCACACCAGUCGUCAGUACCUGGCAGGUUUAGUCGGCUGUGUGUCACACUUCACUCUGUCCACUGACUACCAGGUGUCUCUGGUCGAGGACGCGGCCGAUGGCAAGAACAUUAACACCUGCAGCACCUGAGCUCACACACCUGGACUGGAGGGGUUUACUCCAGGACUCACCUCAUGGCCGCAUGACACGGGGAACAGGAUCUGAUGGAGCUUCUAGAAGGUUAGAGGAAGAGAAGAAGCUCCAGAGGAAACGUUUAUAGUGAAGUGAAGAUAGAGUUCCACACUCAGCCCAGUAAAAUGUAAAGUCUGUUAAUCUCUCUCUCUCUCUCUCUCUCUCUCUCUCUCUAACAGUUAUAUGACUUUCUGAGGUUUUUAUCACUGUGUAGAUUUUAUGUGAUGAUUUUGUGUACAUUAUUUUUACACCUAUGUUUUUACACACUCCUUUUUCCAUCUGUAAUGUGACAUCAAUU
Messenger RNA from Clarias gariepinus (North African catfish), 3532 nucleotides. Its product is annotated as pikachurin. Gene Ontology annotation, molecular function: protein binding; calcium ion binding. Lineage: Eukaryota; Metazoa; Chordata; Actinopteri; Siluriformes; Clariidae. Bases 34 to 3192 code for a protein of 1052 amino acids. The record is from RefSeq and is a predicted model, not a curated record. The transcript has 24 exons.